AUCUGGAAACGGGUUGUCGACUCUUUAGAUGGGUGUGACCAGAGCGCUUCUACCAGCACCUUUUAUUGUUCUCCGACAACCAUACCAUGAAGAUCACCGCCCCCCAGUCAUUCAAGCUCUUCUCCUCUAAAAUACACCCUCCCCUCCCUCGAACCCAACGAGAAUCUCAACAGCUCCUCGCCGUCCUUACAUCGUCAUUCCGUCGCCAACUCGACCGCGAGCAUCCCCCCGUGCAGUCAGCAGAACCACAGGCUCAUGCCGCGAAUUCCAGCAAACCCAACCGCACUAUCAACGCAGAUCAGCAUUUGAGAUCCAUCCUUGACCACCCGUUGUUCAGUACCGUUCCGCACCGACCGGCAUUAAGGCAGACGCAAAAUGUUCAGUCGGGGUCAUCAACAGAAGACCCUAUCGUGGCAUUGGAUCGUGCCAUAGCCUCUGGAGUUGCCAAUAUUAAUACCAUCCAUGACUGCCUCCGUCGGCAUCGUCUCCAAAUUAACGGUCUCCCACGAGCGGAAAUGCGCGCUAGAAUGAAGAAUUCAAAAAUUGGUCAUAGAAUUAUUUCAUGGUUUUUAUCUGCCGAUGACCAGCUGAAGGCCAAAUUUUUUCGGGAUCAGCUUGCUCUCCGAUCCGCAAUGCCCUAUUUAGUCAAUGGAUCCCAUCGGAACACGUUGGUGAGGUGGUUAGAAGAAAUUCGCCGUCAAACACCAUGCAUCUCUCAAUUAAAGGAAGAGUUCACAAACUCACCCCAGUUUAUUAUCCUCGAAGCAUACGUCUGGGCUGAAUACAACUAUGGUGAUGGCAUUGUCCCCGCUUUGCAAUUUUUCUUGGAAGCCUGCCGUACCACAACUCACGAGAACGCCAAUGGCCUCCCGCCUUACAUGUUACUCAUUGCUUCUCGCCUUGUCUCUUGGAUAUGUUCGGAUUCCGGGGCAAAGGCCAAAAACAUCCCUGUCCAGCUGUUCGAUGAUUUCAGCCAGAUAUUUGAAGAUGCAGGGGCGCCGUCCGCCAGGAUCAGGACAUAUUUUUGGAAAGCGCUUCUAGGCCUUUAUCAUCCUACCAAUCCAAAUCCCGAUUUUGCAUUAAAACAUGCAGAGUCUUUUUCUCGUAUCCAACCGCACACGAAACGCUUUUCUUCGGGACUCUUGCGGCUGUAUCUUGACGCCGCUCAGCUUUGUAUUCAGCAGGAAAAAUACACCCAAGCAUCAAGACUUAUGUUAAUUGCAAAGGACAUUUUGCCAGAUCGGAGACCUUCCAACUCCAAGGAUAUUCCAUCUGAAAAGGGCAAUCAAGAUGUCCCUCCAACGGUCAACGAUAUACACGGCAGCUUGCUCCCUACCUGAUAAGAUGUUCAAGAGACGGAAUCUCAGUCGAUUUAUGAAUAAUACCCCGGGAAGUCUCACUUCCACCUUCACACCUAAGGGCACAUAAGGACAUCGCCCAUUUCUAGGCUGUUGCGGGAGAGGAAGACCCUAGGAAACUUUCGGCGACAUCUGCUUGAGGACAUAACUAACCACCCACCCCCCGCCCGGUGCUAUGGUGUUUAUCUCGCUCUAUUGGCCUCGCUGUAUUUAAUAAGCAGACCAAGUCUCGUGUACAUUAGGUACAUACAUGUAUACCUCUUCCAGCC
This is a messenger RNA of Coccidioides immitis RS, 1627 nucleotides long. RefSeq lists its product as uncharacterized. The record is from RefSeq and is a predicted model, not a curated record. Lineage: Eukaryota; Fungi; Ascomycota; Eurotiomycetes; Onygenales; Onygenaceae. The transcript has a single exon. The coding region runs from base 87 to 1340 and encodes 417 amino acids.